GAGCCCCUCAAAACAAACAAAACAAUUGCCAUCGUGGGUCAUCAUGCAGCGCAUGGUGCUGGAGCCAGGUGUGCACCCCACGAUGGUUGCCCGUCCUGAGGAAGUGUUUGAGCGGCUUAAGGCGGAGGUGGGGGCGCACGGUUCACCGGUGCCCGACGCUUCCGCUGCACCGACACGCACAGCUGCACUUGCCAUGACCAGUGAACGCUUUAGAAGCGAUCUGCCGGACUCCACGGGGAAUCUGCCUUGGAAUGCGGCGGAGGCUCUCCUUCAGCUCAAACUGGCACUGGGCGACUCCCCAAUUCUUCGUCCAGUCAAUGCCGAAACUGUUAACAUCACAUCAUCGGCCUUGCCGAAAACGUUAGGUGUGUCAGGUCCUUCUUCAGCGUCUUCUGAAGGCCAAUCAGCAGGCUCUUCUCGUGCGCUCUUCGAAAAUUCCUUUCUUCCGCCUGUCGUGCGAUACAACACAUUUUCUCCUUCCUCAUCUGACUACACGCAGCGUGAGCUCAUCAGCGUUCACGAAGCGUGCAAACGACUCGAAAGGCAACUUGGAGAUGCCACUCAACGCACGACGACGGCGACACGUGCAGCGGACUUGCAGUGGGCACAUGUGCUCUACUGUCUGCAAGAACCCGAGCUGGUGUCGAAGCUGCAGCGACGUGCGGAGGCAGCCAUUUGGGAGAAGGAGUGUGUGUUCCGCCUCAACGAUUUUCUCAACGCGGAGCUGCGCUGUCGUGGUGUGCCGGUGGAAAUUGCACAGGAAGACUUUAAGCCCUUCCUUGAUCAGGUGCUGCGGAGCCGCACCCUGUUGGACGACUACGUGUGCGCACAGCGAGCCACCAGUACCUUAGCGCCAAUGCUGGAUGCUGCUGUGGCCCGUGCAGCGUGUUUGCGCGAUGUCGCUUCGCUGUCGUCGCCAGAGUGCACCGAUGCGCUGGAACGUUUGGGGCAACGCGUGACCGGGCUGUCUGCCCAGGUGAAGGAGGACACGGGUCUCCUACGAAAGAACAUGGACGCCAUGCAGCGCCGUCUUGAUGCUCUUCAGAAGUCUACAGCUGCUCUGCAGCAGUGA
Messenger RNA from Leptomonas pyrrhocoris, 1072 nucleotides. RefSeq lists its product as hypothetical. Bases 44 to 1072 code for a protein of 342 amino acids. The transcript has a single exon. Lineage: Eukaryota; Euglenozoa; Kinetoplastea; Trypanosomatida; Trypanosomatidae. The record is from RefSeq and is a predicted model, not a curated record.